GUUUUUAAUAAACACUACAACACUGUUGAGCGCAAAGACGAAAAUCGGAUAUUUGUUAAAGUCAAAAUUUAAUUUAAAAAUAAUAUUUUUUCAAUUUAUACUACCCGUUGGAGAUUGAUAUACACAUACAUAUAUUUCUGAACGUUUUUUACAACCCAGCAAUAUGAAGUGCUCACAUCCUCAGACUUACGACUGCCCGACGUGCGAGGAAGAUUCAUCGGCAAAUUCCAAUUACAACAUACAUUUACUCUCACUGGAUGAGAUUGUGCAAAUCAUGCAGAAAGUUGUGAAUGAAGUCGUCCACACUGCCAUACAAUGGAUAUUGAAUGAUGUCACCGGUGAAUAUUUCUAUCCGGAUCCGAAAAUUUUCCCCGACAUCAAAGAUGAUUUCCCCGACUAUCUUAGCUUUGAUGCUGGGUAUAAGGAGAAAUGUAUUGAAUGGGUGAAUAUACAGGAUUUUUCGGUGAACGAAAUAUUUCAGCAAGUACGCGAUUAUAUACAUUUGUGGAAUUUAUCGGCCUGCACGAAAUUUACGCUUGCCGUCAAUGAUAAAGCCACUAUUAUACCACGUAAAGGUUCAAGAUAUUAUCUGGAUGCGACUUUUUCGAAGCCGACACCGGCUUGCCCAAAUCCAUUGGCUGUUGCUAAUGUACAUUUCACCGCUGUUGUACCGGCAUACCUACCCAAACACUAUCCCGUCAUGGUAAUGUAUCGUUUCGAGGGUUAUAGUAGGCAGUACCACACACACGGGCGUCAUGAGGUGCGCAGUAAGGAUUUUCAAAGAUUUUUCAUCGAUUCGAUAUUACAAAGAAAAUUGUCAUUCUAUUCGAAAAUCUUUGAAUGCCGUCAUCCACAUGUGAAAUUGCGAAAACAUCCUUUUAUGGUUGAAGAACCGGAGGAAGAAGCGGAGACGCAAGGCGCUGACAGUGAUAAAUCGGAUGAUUUCUUUGAAGACGUAUCGCGUAAGGAGCAACAUGAUGUGUUAAGUUUGAUUAGCACGCUUUUGAAAAAAUAAGCGAUGCAUGUUAGAAAACCAAAAUUUAGACAAUAAAACUCUUUUUUUAAUUUUAACUCACAAA
Zeugodacus cucurbitae (melon fly) is the source of this 1079-nucleotide messenger RNA. RefSeq lists its product as uncharacterized. Gene Ontology annotation, cellular component: cAMP-dependent protein kinase complex. Gene Ontology annotation, molecular function: protein kinase A regulatory subunit binding. The record is from RefSeq and is a predicted model, not a curated record. The transcript has a single exon. Bases 164 to 1015 code for a protein of 283 amino acids. Lineage: Eukaryota; Metazoa; Arthropoda; Insecta; Diptera; Tephritidae.